AUGAUCGGGCGGCGCCUCAGCCAGCAAGUAUCGGUGCGCUCCACAGCGCGCUGCGAGCCAGUCCCCGGCGCCAGCAGCACCAGCCGCGCCCCGGCCGCCGCCGCCAGCAAGCACAGCCCCGCCGCCGGCAGCCACGACACCCGCGCCACGCUCUCUCCCAGCUCCAGCACGCGCACGCAGCGCCCCGAGCUGGUCUCCCACACUGCCACACUCACACACUACAGACCCUGUACUAUGUCUACUACUGCUCUCUCCCAGCUCCAGCACGCGCACGCAGCGCCCCGAGCUGGUCUCCCACACUGCCACACUCACACACUACAGACCCUGUACUAUGUCUACUACUGCUCUCUCCCAGCUCCAGCACGCGCACGCAGCGCCCCGAGCUGGUCUCCCACACUGCCACACUCACACACUACAGACCCUGUACUAUGUCUACUACUGCUCUCUCCCAGCUCCAGCACGCGCACGCAGCGCCCCGAGCUGGUCUCCCACACUGCCACACUCACACACUACAGACCCUGUACUAUGUCUACUACUGCUCUCUCCCAGCUCCAGCACGCGCACGCAGCGCCCCGAGCUGGUCUCCCACACUGCCACACUCACACACUACAGACCCUGUACUAUGUCUACUACUGCUCUCUCCCAGCUCCAGCACGCGCACGCAGCGCCCCGAGCUGGUCUCCCACACUGCCACACUCACACACUACAGACCCUGUACUAUGUCUACUACUGCUCUCUCCCAGCUCCAGCACGCGCACGCAGCGCCCCGAGCUGGUCUCCCACACUGCCACACUCACACACUACAGACCCUGUACUAUGUCUACUACUGCUCUCUCCCAGCUCCAGCACGCGCACGCAGCGCCCCGAGCUGGUCUCCCACACUGCCACACUCACACACUACAGACCCUGUACUAUGUCUACUACUGCUCUCUCCCAGCUCCAGCACGCGCACGCAGCGCCCCGAGCUGGUCUCCCACACUGCCACACUCACACACUACAGACCCUGUACUAUGUCUACUACUGCUCUCUCCCAGCUCCAGCACGCGCACGCAGCGCCCCGAGCUGGUCUCCCACACUGCCACACUCAUACACUACAGACCCUGUACUAUGUCUACUACUGCUCUCCCAGCUCCAGCACGCGCACGCAGCGCCCCGAGCUGGUCUCCCACACUGCCACACUCACACACUACAGACCCUGUACUAUGUCUACUACUGCUCUCUCCCAGCUCCAGCACGCGCACGCAGCGCCCCGAGCUGGUCUCCCACACUGCCACACUCACACACUACAGACCCUGUACUAUGUCUACUACUGCUCUCUCCCAGCUCCAGCACGCGCACGCAGCGCCCCGAGCUGGUCUCCCACACUGCCACACUCACACACUACAGACCCUGUACUAUGUCUACUACUGCUCUCUCCCAGCUCCAGCACGCGCACGCAGCGCCCCGAGCUGGUCUCCCACACUGCCACACUCACACACUACAGACCCUGUACUAUGUCUACUACUGCUCUCUCCAGCUCCAGCACGCGCACGCAGCGCCCCGAGCUGGUCUCCCACACUGCCACACUCACACACUACAGACCCUGUACUAUGUCUACUACUGCUCUCUCCCAGCUCCAGCACGCGCACGCAGCGCCCCGAGCUGGUCUCCCACACUGCCACACUCACACACUACAGACCCUGUACUAUGUCUACUACUGCUCUCUCCCAGCUCCAGCACGCGCACGCAGCGCCCCGAGCUGGUCUCCCACACUGCCACACUCACACACUACAGACCCUGUACUAUGUCUACUACUGCUCUCUCCCAGCUCCAGCACGCGCACGCAGCGCCCCGAGCUGGUCUCCCACACUGCCACACUCACACACUACAGACCCUGUACUAUGUCUACUACUGCUCUCUCCCAGCUCCAGCACGCGCACGCAGCGCCCCGAGCUGGUCUCCCACACUGCCACACUCACACACUACAGACCCUGUACUAUGUCUACUACUGCUCUCUCCCAGCUCCAGCACGCGCACGCAGCGCCCCGAGCUGGUCUCCCACACUGCCACACUCACACACUACAGACCCUGUACUAUGUCUACUACUGCUCUCUCCCAGCUCCAGCACGCGCACGCAGCGCCCCGAGCUGGUCUCCCACACUGCCACACUCACACACUACAGACCCUGUACUAUGUCUACUACUGCUCUCUCCCAGCUCCAGCACGCGCACGCAGCGCCCCGAGCUGGUCUCCCACACUGCCACACUCACACACUACAGACCCUGUACUAUGUCUACUACUGCUCUCUCCCAGCUCCAGCACGCGCACGCAGCGCCCCGAGCUGGUCUCCCACACUGCCACACUCACACACUACAGACCCUGUACUAUGUCUACUACUGCUCUCUCCCAGCUCCAGCACGCGCACGCAGCGCCCCGAGCUGGUCUCCCACACUGCCACACUCACACACUACAGACCCUGUACUAUGUCUACUACUGCUCUCUCCCAGCUCCAGCACGCGCACGCAGCGCCCCGAGCUGGUCUCCCACACUGCCACACUCACACACUACAGACCCUGUACUAUGUCUACUACUGCUCUCUCCCAGCUCCAGCACGCGCACGCAGCGCCCCGAGCUGGUCUCCCACACUGCCACACUCACACACUACAGACCCUGUACUAUGUACUACUACUACUGCUCUCUCCCAGCUCCAGCACGCGCACGCAGCGCCCCGAGCUGGUCUCCCACACUGCCACACUCACACACUACAGACCCUGUACUAUGUCUACUACUGCUCUCUCCCAGCUCCAGCACGCGCACGCAGCGCCCCGAGCUGGUCUCCCACACUGCCACACUCACACACUACAGACCCUGUACUAUGUCUACUACUGCUCUUCCCAGCUCCAGCACGCGCACGCAGCGCCCCGAGCUGGUCUCCCACACUGCCACACUCACACACUACAGACCCUGUACUAUGUCUACUACUGCUCUCUCCCAGCUCCAGCACGCGCACGCAGCGCCCCGAGCUGGUCUCCCACACUGCCACACUCACACACUACAGACCCUGUACUAUGUCUACUACUGCUCUCUCCCAGCUCCAGCACGCGCACGCAGCGCCCCGAGCUGGUCUCCCACACUGCCACACUCACACACUACAGACCCUGUACUAUGUCUACUACUGCUCUCUCCCAGCUCCAGCACGCGCACGCAGCGCCCGAGCUGGUCUCCCACACUGCCACACUCACACACUACAGACCCUGUACUAUGUCUACUACUGCUCUCUCCCAGCUCCAGCACGCGCACGCAGCGCCCCGAGCUGGUCUCCCACACUGCCACACUCACACACUACAGACCCUGUACUAUGUCUACUACUGCUCUCUCCCAGCUCCAGCACGCGCACGCAGCGCCCCGAGCUGGUCUCCCACACUGCCACACUCACACACUACAGACCCUGUACUAUGUCUACUACUGCUCUCUCCCAGCUCCAGCACGCGCACGCAGCGCCCCGAGCUGGUCUCCCACACUGCCACACUCACACACUACAGACCCUGUACUAUGUCUACUACUGCUCUCUCCCAGCUCCAGCACGCGCACGCAGCGCCCCGAGCUGGUCUCCCACACUGCCACACUCACACACUACAGACCCUGUACUAUGUCUACUACUGCUCUCUCCCAGCUCCAGCACGCGCACGCAGCGCCCCGAGCUGGUCUCCCACACUGCCACACUCACACACUACAGACCCUGUACUAUGUCUACUACUGCUCUCUCCCAGCUCCAGCACGCGCACGCAGCGCCCCGAGCUGGUCUCCCACACUGCCACACUCACACACUACAGACCCUGUACUAUGUCUACUACUGCUCUCUCCCAGCUCCAGCACGCGCACGCAGCGCCCGAGCUGGUCUCCCACACUGCCACACUCACACACUACAGACCCUGUACUAUGUCUACUACUGCUCUCUCCCAGCUCCAGCACGCGCACGCAGCGCCCCGAGCUGGUCUCCCACACUGCCACACUCACACACUACAGACCCUGUACUAUGUCUACUACUGCUCUCUCCCAGCUCCAGCACGCGCACGCAGCGCCCCGAGCUGGUCUCCCACACUGCCACACUCACACACUACAGACCCUGUACUAUGUCUACUACUGACCGCGCACGGAGCCGUCGUCCCCGGCCGAGGCGAUGUACUGUCCGCUGGGGUCGAAGUCCAGGCUGCGCACGAGGCCGGCGUGGCCGCGCAUGCACUGCGCCUCGAACGUGGGGAAGGGCUGCAGCUCGCGCGGCGACGGCAGCGUCGGCACCAGCGCCUCGGGCCCGAUGGUCAGCUGCAACACGACGUCACUCAGUGUCCGCCCGGGCCGCGCCAGGCGCGCCACACGGCCCACUACGUACCCGCAUCUUGA
This is a messenger RNA of Spodoptera littoralis (African cotton leafworm), 4380 nucleotides long. NCBI's taxonomy places the organism in Eukaryota, Metazoa, Arthropoda, Insecta, Lepidoptera, Noctuidae. The record is from the annotation of a GenBank genome assembly.